Messenger RNA from Zeugodacus cucurbitae (melon fly), 2332 nucleotides. RefSeq lists its product as uncharacterized. The record is from RefSeq and is a predicted model, not a curated record. NCBI's taxonomy places the organism in Eukaryota, Metazoa, Arthropoda, Insecta, Diptera, Tephritidae. Bases 167 to 2122 code for a protein of 651 amino acids. The transcript has a single exon.
GGUGUGAGACAUCAGUUUUGUUUCGAGCGCUUGGCAACGCACUAGGCUACUUCCGGCAACUCCGUGUGGAAUUACUUGGCGAACGUAGCAGUUGUGCGGCACAUACAAUAUAUAAUCUAAGGUUAAGGCUCUGAAGGAUAACAGAACGCAUUAAGAAGCAACAGCGAUGCGGUUAUUUGUGGCUUCGGUGCUCAGUUUGUUGGCUGUUAGCAGCGGCGCUUAUGCGGCCGCCGUCGCCGGUUAUCCUAAUCGUGCGGAAUUACACGCCUACAAUCCAGCGAGUGGCGAGUUUGCUGCAGUGAAUGCAUUAACACCGGACUACGCGCAAUAUAUCAAUCAACAGGCGGCGGCGCAACUAUUUGGUUAUGAAUCUCCAGAGCCGAUUCAAAGCAGAAGAAUCACUUAUGAAGAAUAUUUAAAUCAACUCGUCAAAGGUACACUCAAGGAUGAGACUGAGCAAAUCAAAAAGCGCGAUGAACACUUUCGUUUGUGGGCCGUACAGGUGUACGAUCAAUACAGAAAAGAAGUGGAUCGCCUAAAGGCGGCGGGUAAAGAGCCUUCCGUUGAUACGCUUGCGAAACUCAACGCCUUUGAGGUUGUGUUAACGUCGCCUAAGCAUGACAACAGCCAAGACACAUCAAUAAUAAAACAACUGCGUGAGGAGCAUUUACGCUUUUGGAAUGAGUCACGACGCAAGGCGUUGGAGGCUUUGCAGAAGGAAGAGGCACUAGCGAAGCCGACAACUCAGUUAACCGAUGCUAGUGAAGAGUUGACUAAAGAUGCGCCAACACAAGCUGCAUUCCUUAGCGAAACAGCAGAGCAGAAGAAGGAGGGAGAAGAGCACUUACUCAUUUACCAUUUGCGCGUCUUGCAGGAAAUGCUGAAGAAAGCCGAAUUCGUUAAUGAGGUACCCGUAACUAGUGAAAAUAACGCAGAAUUGCCUGUGCAAAAACCUCCCUACGCGGAAACACUGCAGCAAAGCUUGCCAUUAGCCAAUAACGAACAGUUAGCCGCUGCAAAAUCUGCGCCACAAACGGAAACUUCUCAAAGUCAGCCGCAAGCGCCAGUCGGCGUACAAGAAACGGCUGAAGUGCAGCGCGCACGUGAAGAGCAUCUCAAGCUGGUGAAAGAGGCAUAUUUGAAGGCGAGCCAAACGUCUCAAACCGCAAUUGAACCGAAACCCACGUUAUAUGAUGCGUCAGCUGAUAAAAUAACGGAGCCAUCCGCGGAUGAAGAGGCACGUUUACGUGCUGAGGAGGCGAAACAGCGUGAAGCGGAGCUUUUGGCGGAAACUGAACGCUUAAGAGAAGAGCAACGCUUGCAAGCUGAAGAGCUGUUGCGCUUGCAACAAGAGGAGCAACGGCGCCAAGAGCAGGAACGCUUAGCGUUGGCAAAUGAAAAUAAGGAAGCUGAGCACAACGCAGAGAAACCUCAAUUACCAAUUGUGGCGCCACCAAAAGAAACACUUGAUUCACUGAUUCUAUCACAAUACCAAACGGAUCCAGCUGCUACGCAUGAUAUACGCGAUAAGGAGAAAUAUACUGAUAAUCCAUAUUUAUUACGUUACGCGGGCGCUAAUGCCAACCAGAUCGGCAGCCCCAUAGCAACAACUGCCUACUAUCUAGGCGCACAGCAGAAACCCGUGCAACAACAGCAAAGCUAUGCCAGUCCCGGCGUUUACUAUCUGCGUGACGCCAAUGAGGGCUAUCUCAAAUUGGAUAAUCCCUACUUUUUGCAUUACAUAACCAAUAAACAGGGAGGCAAGGAUACGCUGGCAACAGCUGAUGCGGCAUCUUUGGCCUCUGCACUGGCUGCCUUACAUCAGGUGCAACAACAGCCAAUUGCUGCCAGUUUCGGCCAAAAACCAACUACACCAUUCAUUCCGAUUGCUCCGCUUGCGCCCAGUGCGCCAAUCACACCAAUAGCGCCAGCUGCACCCAUACUACCAAUUGCACCGAUCGCGCCGACUGCUGAGAAUAUGAAAAUUCUCUAUGGCAAUGAAGCCGCUUUGGCUGCUUUGGAAAAGGCGACACGGGAGCAUUUUCGCGCGCACGAAAUCGCCUUGGAACAGUUGCGUUUGGCCAGUCAGAAGCAGCCGCUGUCACAGAAGGAUUGCUAUUGAGCGCUUGAAGAGCACUACUCAAGCUUUUUGAUACUCCAAGACAUAUGAAGCUUUUUCAUGAAGGUUUCUUUAGAAUUAAUAAGAAUGAUAUACUUUUACACUGAAUUAUUUGCUGUAGGUAUUGUAAGUUGUAAUUUUAACAUUUUUGAUUUUGUAAUGUAAGAUGCAAAUAUUGAAAAACAAUAAAAAAGAGUUCCAUGGAAUACACUA